AUGUAUCUGUACAUGGUUUCGAUGUUCGUUCUGAUCACUUCAUCGAUCUCAUUUAAGAUAGAAGAACUGAAAACAUACUCAGCCCGAUCAACCAUCGAAAGAUUGUUCCAAUACACAAACUCUUCUCGCGGUUUAAUACUAGAGUUUCCAUCGGAUAACAAAAGUUUGGAAUCUCUUUCAUCCUACUUAUACUCAACUGAUCAUGAUGUUUUCAUAAAUCUUCUACAAAGAGUUUCUCAUAGCUGUGAUUCGGAAGAUGUUGGCAGUUGUCCUGAGAAAGAUAAACUUAUAUCUUCUUACAUCAAAUACGAAUUAAGGCAACUGAAGCAGCUUGAUUCAUUCUUAGAAUCAGCCAAAUUCGUGAAAUGCUUCACAACUUCGGAUAAAACUGAAAACAACCUGGAGAUUAGCAUUCUCAUCAACAUCUUGCUUUCAGGUCUUUCUCUUGCCCUCAUUUCGAAAGUCUAUUUCAGAAUCAAACUCCGAAUAACAUUACUGGUUAUCAUUUCUGCGGCCAAUUUUGUCAUAACCUAUGGUCGUAUGUACCAGGAGCAAUUAGCGAAACGGGUGUCUUCUGUUAAUUUGUCAGAUGCAUGUCUUUCAAAUAGCGCAAUCAGUUAUUUGGUAGACCUCGUACGAUCUCUGUUCUACCUAGAAAACAAGACCACAUGCCAAAAAUUCAUAGAAGUUCAUUCUCUCCCUGUUUGGUUGGAUAUCUCUCCAAGCCUCGUACUGAUGGAAGUACUUUCAAAUUUUGUUUUUGGUUGGCUUGGACCAUUUGGAUACCAUUUGAACUUGUUCUACAAGCGCUGUUUCAGUGGUCUAUCACUGUUUCAUAUAAUACCUAUCUCUCUUUUUCCGACACUUGCUUUUCUGGUUUUGACCUGGUGCGGAAAGAAAAACCAACGAAACAAGGAAGUUACAUUACCGAAAGCAGUAUGCAGAAGAAGUAGCAGAAAACGAUCGUGCUCACGUUUAUCAGUACGAGGUCCUCAAACUUGA
Molecule: messenger RNA, 1002 nt
Organism: Auanema sp. JU1783
Lineage: Eukaryota; Metazoa; Nematoda; Chromadorea; Rhabditida; Rhabditidae
Source: the annotation of a GenBank genome assembly